Messenger RNA from Chaetomium globosum CBS 148.51, 2250 nucleotides. RefSeq lists its product as uncharacterized. NCBI's taxonomy places the organism in Eukaryota, Fungi, Ascomycota, Sordariomycetes, Sordariales, Chaetomiaceae. The transcript is spliced from 2 exons. The record is from RefSeq and is a predicted model, not a curated record. The coding region runs from base 1 to 2250 and encodes 749 amino acids.
AUGGUCGGGGGCAGAAGAGUGCUGCUCUCGAUCGCAGUGAUCUCCGGUCUUGGUUUCGACAGCGUCCUCGGAGGUCAAUUUCGACGUCGGGAUGGGACCGUUGAUUCAGUCCAGGGCGCCGCUGGCGUCCCUGGUUCCGGCUCGUCGAGUCCAACGGACGUGGAGUCCUCGACAUGGCCGUCAACGACGGUAACCAUCGUUGGCACGGGCUCGGAGGGGUCGACCGGGAGCAGCGCGAAAGAGGAGGAAACUACGCCAGGGCUGAGGCCGCAGGCCAUCAGCUCGGGCAAGGCAGAGGCAUCGGUUAAAGCAGACCAGCGCGUCGCGACGUCAACCGGAGGCAAUUACGUCGACCCAGGGGCGAUCGGUGCGGGCGGCAGCUUGACGACAGAUACGCGUGCCCCCGUCCGCUCCGCGGAACCGACGAGGAGUUCAAUCGAGCCCGGAGCCGAGACCAACAGAGGACCGCCACCGGAGGAAACGCGCCCCCCACUAACCAAGCUACCGCCAACGCGGGGUCCGAGGCCGCAGUCAACCAGCAGUGCCGACUACAACUAUGCCCCGGUGACAACAGCUGCGCCGGCUGUAGACACUGCCGAGUCGAGGCCAACAGCGCCGCGCGGUGGUCCUCCGGGCGAGCCGCCGUCCCGAGCAAGCUCGUUUACCAUCACUCACAGGACAACCGAAACCAUAGAUCUCGGUUACGGGCCCCAGGCAUCCGGCGCCACAACCUUUGUGACUUCGGCCCGGCCCGGGAAUCAAACAUUCACUUACAUCCCUUCGGGGUCGGUCAGUUACUGCCGGCCCUCUGAGAUGACGGGUCCCCCAACGACCUGGUCCGUCGUUUACACAUCCACCAUCACCUGGUACGGCAACCCAGAAGAUUACUCGCAGCCGUACCCCCCUAUCUCCGUUCCGCAAUCGACCUCGUCCUGCGUCGUCCCCAUAUCGCCGCCGAAGCUAACCAUCUCGGUCUGCGCGUCGACCGGCGUGGGGACCCAGUACUUGACGUGUGAAGUAACGACGACGACAGAGAGCUACGGGUUCGGUGUGCAGACCAGCGUCACCCCCCAGGUCGUCUUCCUCACCACGGACAAGAAUCCCGCCGUCGUCUUCUCGACCAUCGACAAACCCGACUACGGCGUCAGCCAGGACGCCAAAACACGCGACCAUCACGCUAAUCCCACGCAGGCCCCUAACGACGACAACUCGUCUGCCGGCUACAACUCACCGGGCGAUCCCCAAGCCAUCUCCGACUCGGCUCACCGCCCGACCCCGACCCCGAUCACUGUCGCCGUGCAACCCACGGGUGUAGUCAUCAACGGCAACACGAUCCGCGACAACCCAAUGCAGCCGACCCAAGUGGUGAUCAUCGCCGGGCAGACCUUCACCAUCGACCCAACCCGCGUCGUCGGCGGCGGCGCAACCAUCGACCGCCCCUCGGCGACGGGCGGCAUCUACCUGCCCGAGCCGACCAGCACCAACAUCGAGGACGUCCCCGUCAUCGUCUCCUCCACGAUCGCCAUCAUCGGCGGCUCCUCCUUCACCCUCGGCCCCACCGCCACCACCGCCACCGUCUCGGGCAAGACCUUCACCGUCGGCCCGAGCACCAUCGCCGGCGGCUCGCAAACCCUCCCGCUGCCCACGCUCCCCUCCCCCACCGAAGUCGUCGUCGCCGGCGGCGACCUGAUCACCGCCAUCGGCAGCUCGGUGCUCGUCAUCCACGGCACGACCCUCACCUACGCGCUCACCGACGGACCCGACGGCGCCGACGCCACCACCACCGUCACGGUCGACGACGACGUGCUGACGCUGGGGCGGGGCGGGAUCACGGCGCAGGGCGGGGCGGUGACGCUGGGCGGGGCGCACGCGUCGUCGCCGCAGGACACGCAGUACGCGCUCGUCGGCGGCGCCACCAUCACCAAGGUCGGCGCCUCCGUCGUGGUCAUCAACGGCGUCUCGUACACCGUCGGCCCCGGCACGGGAACCACCACGACCGCCGUCGGUGGCGAGAACGUCACCAUCAUGCCAAGCGGCGUCGAGGUCGGCACGCUGAGCUUGCGCUUUCCGUUUGGGCCGACUACCGUCAUCACGCCUGGUGCAGGACCCGGCGGGUCGCAGGCUACGCCGACGGGUCCGGUGGAUGGGGGUGGGGAUGGGGAGGAGGAUGGCGUGGGGGCUUUGCGGCCGUGGAUGCUUGGUGUUGGGUGGGGUGUUGGCGUGGCCCUCGGUGUGGGCGUCUUGGUUUGA